GCUUGUUGUGUGCGGUGAGCUCAGCUGACCGGACGAUCAGGUCGAGUGUGUGCUGCUGUUGUGUUGGUGUGAGGCUUUGUCGGAGAUGAAGUAUAGCCACUUAAAUAUACUUUUUUGAAGAUGUUGGAGUACGGGUCGGACACGGAAGGGGACGAGCAGGAGACCCCUCUUCUUCAACGGAGUCAGGAAGACAAAGUCCAGAGGGCCCCAGCAUGCUGUUCAUCACGCUACUGCCUGGCGCUGCUCUCCUCCUUAGGCUUCUUCGUGGUCUACUCCUUGCGGGUGAACCUCAGCGUGGCCAUGGUCGACAUGCUUAAUACCACCCACCAGUCCAGCACCAACCACAGCUUCUCCGUUUGUCCAGCUCACGCCAGCCCUACUCGACCCAAACACAACCACACGGCCAGAGUGUACGACUGGGACUCUGAGACACAGGGCUGGAUCCUGGGCUCAUUCUUCUAUGGCUACAUCCUGACUCAAAUACCUGGGGGCUACCUUGCUGGUCGCUUUGGUCCCAAGUGGCUAAUGGGCUUUGGAAUCCUGGGAACUGCAGUUUUUACCCUGCUCACCCCUGUGGCUGCUGACCUGGGUGCAGGUUACCUCAUUGCACUCAGAGUGCUGGAAGGUGUAGGAGAGGGAGUCACUUUCCCUGCAAUGUACACUAUGUGGGCAGCGUGGGCGCCGCCACUCGAGAGGAGUCGACUGCUCACAAUAUCAUACAUCGGAGCCCAGCUGGGGACGGUAAUCGCUCUCCCUCUGUCGGGUGAAAUCUGCUUCUACCUGGACUGGACCUAUGUCUUCUACGUGUUUGGUGCCAUUGGUGUGGUGUGGUUUUUCUUUUGGGCCUUUCUUGUCUUUGACAGUCCAAACACUCACCCACGGAUAUCAGAGAGGGAGAAAAAUUACAUCACUGCCUCACUCAAGAACGAGCUGUCCACCUCACAAGGCGUCAUCCCCUGGAAAGCCAUAGUGACGUCCAGACCGCUGUGGGCCAUCGUUGUGGCUCACUUCUCCUACAACUGGACCUUCUACACCCUCCUCACCCUGCUGCCAACCUACAUGAAUGACAUUCUGGGCUUCAGCAUACAGCAGAACGGUAUUCUGUCAGCUCUUCCUUAUAUGGGCUGUGCCGUGUUUGCCGUGCUGAGCGGUCAGCUUGCCGAUUAUCUUCGGGAGACUCUCCUCUACCGCACAGUCGUUGUCCGCAAGUCCUUCACUCUUGUUGGUAUGAUCGGGCCGGCGCUGUUCCUGGUGGCGGCGGGGUACACGGGCUGUAACUACACCUUGGCCGUGACCUUCCUCACCCUCUCCUCCGCUCUGGGCGGAGUGUCCGCCUCUGGCUUCAACAUCAACCACCUCGACAUUGCACCUUCGUAUGCUGGUAUUCUCCUGGGAAUCACCAACACCUUCGCUACCAUUCCUGGCAUGGUGGGACCGGUCAUAGCAAGAGCACUCACCAAACAUAACACCAUCGAGGAGUGGCAGGCCGUCUUCUACAUCGCUGCUGCUAUCAACCUGUUGGGGGCGGUGGUCUACACCGUGUUCGGUCGAGGAUCGGUGCAGCCAUGGGCGGUCCACUCAUCCUACUCUCAUGGAGACUGAGGACAGGUCCCAGACUUGUCCAUUUAAUGAUGGAUGAGCAUUAAUCAGAGGCUUAUUCAACAGGUAUCUUUAUCAAGGGAUGGUCCAGCUGUGCUUAUCAUUUACAGUAAAAGCAUGGCUAACUUACGGUGUGGAAAAAAAGCCAUAUUAAGGUCAUUAAGAAUAUUUAUCAGAGACAAAAAAAUCAGUGGGAAAAAUGUCCAAUGACAUGCAGCACAGAACGUUGUUUAUGUGAAAAGCACUAUCAUCUAAAACCGAGAUAAAGAGAAUGAAACCAGUUAGCUUUGUUAGCUAAAGGCUAUUUGGUUGUCAGGCAUUUAAUGUAUUCCACAGUAAAUAAGCUGUGAAAGACAAACUAUACACAUAUGGUUUUCUUUUGGUGUUUAGGUUUGCCAGGUUGCAAACCUACUAGGCUCGUGUAGGAUUUCUGUCUCUAGAACACUUUGCUUUACCAUUUCUUUUUUAUUAAACGUUAAACUCCUCUUCAGUUUUACUGCCAAUAAGAAGUAUGCUUUUUAUGUUUGGGAGAAAUGUGGAACUUUGUAACCCUUCCAAAGUGCCAGUAAGAGUAGCCUUUAAAUGUUUCAAUGGUUUGACCUGACAAUGACAAACAUGAAACACACACACACACUUUUGAUAAUGUCUUUGGUGAGACAGGAUUGUGACUGCAGCACGCACAAACACUUGCCUUAUAGUGAAGCCUCCUCACAAUGAUUUGAAAGCUCUAUGUCCUUCACAUGAUUGAAAAUUUAACAUUUUUGAUAUUUUUCCCGUCAGAGGUUUUAUGUGAGCAACAAUAUGUAUUGUCUGCCUGAGUAAUGCCCAGCUUUUAGGUAGCAGCCCUCAACCUAUGCAUACUGCAAGCAUGGGUCAGGAUAUUUUCAAUGUAAAACACUCAAAAUAAUGGAAAGUGUAAAUAUUCAAAUGUAGGGAAACUAAGAAGUGGUUUAAAUGUGUUACUGUUGGCAUUUCUUAAUUCAAGGAAUUUGCACUUUCUGUGUCAAUUCUCAGGUAUCUUACUGUAUGUCACAAUUAUAAUUAAGUAUGUUUGUUUGAAAAUAUGAAGUGAUUCACUUCAUAGAGGUACGUGUUCUCAAGUUUAGUGUCAACUGAAUCUGAUUCAAUUUUAAAAUGAUUACAAACAGCUAAUUCAGCAUAUUUCUUCGUCUUAACUUUUCAUGAAUGUGAACAGCUGAUUUAUUUUCUUUACGUUUACGUUUCUCUCUUAGGGGUCAAUGGUAUAGUACAUCAUACUGUGUAUCUUUUUCCUAUCUUACGAAGUGAAUCCGGGGGGGGGGGGGGUAAUUAAAACCAAUCCAAGGGAACCUUUUUUUUUCUUUCCUUGGUUGUAGUUUCUGUCAACAAGAUGCUCAUCUUCCAUGUAUGUAAUGCACUUGUGCCUUAUUCAAUCAGCUUAAACAGCCAACAAUUACGGAGUUAAGAUUCUUCCAGUUGAUUAAGGGUUUCUAUUGUUUUUAUUUUAUGUUUACAUUAGUGUUUAUACACUUAGGAUAAAGGGACUUUUAUGUGAUAUGUAUAUGCACUCUGUACUAUAAUGAUAACCAUUGUAAAUGUUCAACUGGAGAUAUUACAAAAAAUGAGUCUUAAAUGACGGUCUUGUAUUGUGAAUACCAUCAUCACAUACAGUUAUGUUCCCCAUCUGA
This is a messenger RNA of Labrus mixtus (cuckoo wrasse), 3266 nucleotides long. It is a transcript of the gene slc17a5, whose product is annotated as solute carrier family 17 member 5. The transcript is spliced from 11 exons. Lineage: Eukaryota; Metazoa; Chordata; Actinopteri; Labriformes; Labridae. The record is from RefSeq and is a predicted model, not a curated record. Gene Ontology annotation, molecular function: transmembrane transporter activity. The coding region runs from base 121 to 1602 and encodes 493 amino acids. Gene Ontology annotation, biological process: monoatomic anion transport; transmembrane transport.